Schistocerca gregaria is the source of this 1548-nucleotide messenger RNA. Its product is annotated as alpha-1A adrenergic receptor-like. The transcript has 4 exons. Bases 1 to 1548 code for a protein of 515 amino acids. Gene Ontology annotation, cellular component: membrane. Gene Ontology annotation, biological process: adenylate cyclase-activating G protein-coupled receptor signaling pathway; G protein-coupled adenosine receptor signaling pathway. Gene Ontology annotation, molecular function: G protein-coupled receptor activity. The record is from RefSeq and is a predicted model, not a curated record. Lineage: Eukaryota; Metazoa; Arthropoda; Insecta; Orthoptera; Acrididae.
AUGGGUAAAAAGAGUAAAUUCACUCUUUAUCUUGUGAAACAAGCCGACAACGGAUCAUAUCGUAUAAAAUCACCGGAAGAAAGUUCUAGUCAUGUUCCUGCUUGUCCUGCACCAAAAGAAAGUGUAGACCUACAAAAUGAAGUUUACACUACAGAUAAAGGGGAAAAAGAAGCCAGUACAGAGGCGAAUUACUCUUCUGAGUUUGAAAGUCUUUUCGAACACAGCAGCGAGGAUGAUAUCUCCAGUGGCAGUAGUGAUAUGAAUGAUCCAGAUAAAAACAAAAAUGCCCAAAGCAGUAACAACAGCAUGGAAGACGACGAUGACGAAGUUGAUGUGGGAGUAAAAAGGAUGUCUGCGGCGAACAUGAGCGACGCGGCGCCCGAGGAGGCGGCGGGGCCGGACGCGGUGUCUCCGGUGACGCUGAGCGCCGACUGGAGCCGCGUGGCGCGCCUGCUGCUCGUCGCGUCGCUCGCCGUCGUCGGCAGCGUCGGCAACGUCUUCAUGAUCAGCGCCGUCAUGAUCGAGGACCACCUCAAGAAGCGCGGUAACGCGCUGCUGGUGAGCGUGGCGCUGGCGGACCUGCUGGUGACGGGCCUGGUGAUGCCCGCGUCGUCGGUGGUGAUCCUGGCGGGGCUGCCCGACGCGCCGGCCGUGUGCCGGCUGCAGUGGGCCGUGGCGGCGCUGAGCUGCCUGGUGACGGUGCUGUCGCUGGCGGCGGCCGCGUGCGAGAACAACGCGCGCCUCUGCCUGCCGCGCGAGCGCCACGCGCGCCUGUGCACGCGCGCGCGCGUCACGGCCGCCGUGCUGAGCAUCUGGGCGGCGGCGGUGGGCGCGGUCGCGCUGCAGACGGCGCUGGACGCGGCGCCGCUCUACUGCCGGCCGCCGCGGCCCGGCCCGCGGCCGCCGGGGCCCGGCGCGCUGCCCUACCACGUGGCCUGCGGCGCGCUGCUGCUGCUGCUCGCCUUCGCGUGGCACGCGCGCACCGCCCUGCGCGUGCGCGCGCUGCGCUCGCGGCCCAGCUUCAAGCCCGCCGUCACCUUCGCCUGGGACUACGCGCUCGCCAAGACGAACGCCUACUCGGCGGCGCUCUUCGUCGUCUUCUGGGCGCCGUUCGGCGUCGCGCUGGUGGUGUCGGCGGCGCGUGGCGGCCGCGGCGUGCCCGCGCGGCUCGUCUACAACCUGGCGUGGUUCGCGCUCAGCAAGUCCUGCGUCAACAGCCUGCUCUACUGCUGCACCAACCGCCACUUCCGCAACGCCUACGUCAACCUGUUCCACUACUGCUGCUGCAAGACGACCGUGUCGUUCUCCCGCCGCCAGAGGGCGGCCGGCGCGGCCGUCGUGGGCGGCUCGCUCGGGGACGCGGCGCGGCCGUCCGGCGACGUGCGGGUGCACAUCAUCCCCGGCUACAACAUGUACUCCUACACGAGCCCGCAGCGCGCCCGCGAGCUCUGCAAGACCGCUUCCGGCAUCAAGCGCUCGGCCGGCUCCUGUCGGCCGGGGGGCAGCGGCGCAGGGCGCACCAACGGCCGCGACGUCUACGAACUCUGA